Messenger RNA from Scedosporium apiospermum, 1155 nucleotides. RefSeq lists its product as uncharacterized. The transcript has 2 exons. Gene Ontology annotation, molecular function: S-adenosylmethionine-dependent methyltransferase activity. Lineage: Eukaryota; Fungi; Ascomycota; Sordariomycetes; Microascales; Microascaceae. Bases 1 to 1155 code for a protein of 384 amino acids. The record is from RefSeq and is a predicted model, not a curated record.
AUGAAGACCAUCAUCACUUACCAAACCCUCGUAAACUCCUCCCGGUCUCGCACCAGAACAGCCGCCCAGUCCCUCCGCCAGUCCCGCCCGUCCCCCGCCUCCACACCCCGUCCGCACCUCCCGCACUUGUACCCCUCAUCAAGAACCGCCAUGAGCCUCCCCCCACUACGACCCGGCUCAACCACUGCUGCCACCACCACCACCACCACCACCACCACCACCAAAUUCCUCACCACCGCAGCGAGAAAGUCAAGCUAUUGCACCAUCGCCCCUGCAACUGCUGAACCACCACAAUCGCCCCAAAAGCCACCAACAUCGCCCACAGUCACACCCACCAUGAACCCAGCCGAAGUCAUCGCCUCCACAUUCCGGGACGUCCCCGCCGAAUCCCACGGCCCAAUGUGGGAGCGUCUCUGGACCCAAAGCGUCACCCCCUGGGACCGCGCCGGCCCCAGCAUGCCGCUGCACGACCUCCUUGCCGAGCGCACCUCCCUUCUCGGCCCCGCCGCCCCUACUGCCGCCUCCGGUAACAAGCGGAAGACGGCUCUGGUCCCGGGCUGCGGUAAAGGCCACGAUGUACUUCUACUCGCCUCUUGGGGGUACGACGUCGUCGGUUUGGAUCUGGCGGAGACGGCCUUGAAGGAGGCGAGGGAGAAUGCUGAGGCUGUUAAGGACUCGGGCGCGUAUAAGCUGCAGGAGGGUGUGCAGGAGAGGGGUAAGAUCACUUGGGCGCUGGGUGACUUUUUUGCGGAUGACUUCCUGAAGGAGGCGGGCGUUGAGAACUUUGAUCUCAUCUUUGAUUUUACCUUCUCCUGUGCCCUCCCCAUGUCUCUCAGACCCAAAUGGGCUGCCCGCCAAGCCCAGCUCCUCGGCCCCGAAGGCCGCCUCGUCAUCCUCCAGUUCCCCAACGGCAAACCCCUUUCCCUCCAGGGUCCCCCCUGGGGCGUCAACUCCGACAUGUACCUCGCCCUGCUGUCGCGCCCCGGCGAGGAAAUCUCCAUCGACGAGGACGGAAACGUAAAAGAGCCCGAGAAGAUCGAGAGGCGCGAGGACGGGCUGAAGAGGUUGGAUCUGUAUACUCCGAAGAGGACGCACGUUAUCGGGGUUGCGGAGGAUGGGACUAUUACUGAUCGGGUGUCGGUUUGGGCUCAUUGA